AUGGAUAUAGAAAUACAGAAGACAUCAAUGGAGAAAAUGGUGGGAAUGACGAAGGAGAUAAAAAGGCAGAUGUGCCUUGCAAUGCCACUUACAGUUGCGAAUUUCCUUAUGUUCGCCCUCCAAUUUGUAUCGAUAAUGGUAGUUGGCCAUAUAAGUCACCAGAAACUCGCCGGAGCUUCCAUAGCCAUUUCCUUCGUCAAUUCACUUGGCUUCUCAGUGCUCAUGGGAGUAAGUUCUGCACUAGAUACCUUAUGUGGACAAUCUUUUGGAGCAAAAAAUUACAAGACGGUAGGUUUAUAUCUACAAAGAGCAAUGGUCAUUUGUGUCAUUAUCAGCAUUCCACUUGCCUUUGGCACGGCUUUCUCUGGAAGAAUUCUUAUCUUGCUCCGCCAAGUCCCAGAGAUAUCAAUGGCUGCAGAAUCUUAUGCUCGGUUGAUGAUUCCAUCACUAUUCGCAUUUGGCCUUAUACAGUGCAUCCUCAGGUUCUUACAAGCUCAAAAAAUAGUGGUACCCAUAAUGAUUAGCAGUGCAAUCACAGCUAUUUUUCACAUAUUCAAUUGUUGGUUCUUUACCUAUAAAACUGGACUUGGUUAUCGAGGAGCUGCGCUUUCGGUUUCAAUCUCUUAUUGGUUCAAUUUGCUGCUAUUAGUACUAUAUGUCUUUCUGUCUCCCUCUUGCAAGUCAACAUGGACUGGAUUCUCUAGAGAAGCUUUUCAUGGCUUAUGGGAGUUUCUUAAACUCGGCAUUCCUUCUACUUUGAUGGUUUGCUUUCAAAACUGGCAAUUCGAGCUGUUGUUGAUACUUGCUGGACUUCUUACAAAUCCAGCGCUCCAAACAUCAUUAAUGUCUAUAAGCCAAAACAUUUCUUCACUGGUUUAUGCGAUCCCCUUGGGCCUUAGUGGUGCAAUCAGUACUAGAAUAUCCAACGAAUUGGGUGCAAAAAAUCCAAGGGCUGCUCUUCUAGCAAUACUAGUUGCAACAUUAACCAUCAUUAGUGAAGGUUUGAUAGUAGGAUUAGUGAUGAUCGGUGGACGGAGCUUAUGGGGUCAUGCAUACACCAAAGAGAUAGAAGUUGUGAAGGCUGUGGCUGUAAUGAUUCCAUGGAUUGCUCUAUCCCAUUGCAUAGAUGGUUUCCAAUGUGUGCUUUUAGGCACAAUAAGAGGAUGUGGUCGCCAAAAGCUUGGAGCUUUUGUUUGUCUUGGCUCUUACUAUCUUGUUGGAAUUCCAUCAUCCAUACUUCUUGGUUUUGUUUGCCAUAUGGGAGUAAAGGGUCUUUGGAUUGGAAACAUCUGUGCGAUUUUUGUCCAAGACUUAGUCCUUCUAAUCAUGACAAUCCUUACAGACUGGGAGAAACAAACUACAAAAGCCAUGGAAAGAGUUCAGUUAACCGAGGAGCCAUCAAACGUCUUUGAAUCAGAUUCCAAUUAUCGGAUACUCAGCAUACAUUCAUCUACGUCUUCCUUGUCAAUCAGAACUGAUCCAUCUGAAUAA
This is a messenger RNA of Dendrobium catenatum, 1491 nucleotides long. Its product is annotated as protein DETOXIFICATION 17-like. Gene Ontology annotation, molecular function: antiporter activity; xenobiotic transmembrane transporter activity. Bases 1 to 1491 code for a protein of 496 amino acids. Gene Ontology annotation, cellular component: membrane. Gene Ontology annotation, biological process: xenobiotic detoxification by transmembrane export across the plasma membrane. The record is from RefSeq and is a predicted model, not a curated record. Lineage: Eukaryota; Viridiplantae; Streptophyta; Magnoliopsida; Asparagales; Orchidaceae. The transcript is spliced from 8 exons.